UGAGAUUUUUCCAAUUGGACGAAUUUGUCAGGAACAAAAGACGGUUCGAUUUGGUCACUUCGAUCUUUUUACUUCUAUUCCAAAUUUUCAACAAUCUCAAUCAUCAUGACUGCCUGGAGAGCCGCUGGUCUUAACUACAUCAACUAUUCCACCAUCGCAGCUCGCCUGUUGAGGCAAGCUCUGAAGCCAGAUUUCAAAGUUGAAGCCAUGAAGCGUGAAGCCUCCCAAAUCAAGUUUACCCCAUGGAUCGAUGGCAAAUCACAGAGUCGACAAUAAUUGUCUUUCAACUCCCAAAACCAAAGUCCUCUUAAAUCUUUAGUUGGAAGGAUGCAAAGGAAGGGAAAGAUGGAUGUGUAGGAUUGAUUUAAAACAAAUUGAUUAAUAAUAAUAAUUUAAAAAAUGUA
Messenger RNA from Nicrophorus vespilloides, 404 nucleotides. RefSeq names its product ATP synthase subunit epsilon, mitochondrial (gene sun). Gene Ontology annotation, molecular function: proton-transporting ATP synthase activity, rotational mechanism. Bases 106 to 276 code for a protein of 56 amino acids. Gene Ontology annotation, biological process: proton motive force-driven mitochondrial ATP synthesis. The transcript is spliced from 4 exons. Lineage: Eukaryota; Metazoa; Arthropoda; Insecta; Coleoptera; Silphidae. Gene Ontology annotation, cellular component: mitochondrial inner membrane. The record is from RefSeq and is a predicted model, not a curated record.